Messenger RNA from Penicillium brevicompactum, 399 nucleotides. RefSeq lists its product as uncharacterized. The coding region runs from base 1 to 399 and encodes 132 amino acids. The transcript has 4 exons. The record is from RefSeq and is a predicted model, not a curated record. NCBI's taxonomy places the organism in Eukaryota, Fungi, Ascomycota, Eurotiomycetes, Eurotiales, Aspergillaceae.
AUGAAUACAGUCAGAUCUACCUGGAUGGGCUGGGGUGCCCUCUUAGUCGCUGGCGGCGGAGCGUACUACUUCGCAAAGCAAUCCAUCAACGCCGACCGACAAUCCCGAUUCGAGGCCGAGAUCAAGCACAAGGCCCAGAUGAAGUUGAUGGAGGAACAACAUACUCGCCAAGCACUCUCCGUGCCCGCACACACGAACAAUGAUGUCAGCGCGAAUAUAGCGAAGAUGGCCAAAUUCCAAAACGCUGCCGACGACGUUGCCUCGCCUAGUGUCGAGGCCUCCCACGACCCAGCACCUACCCGUCACGAACCUUUGACUGAGGCCGACCGAGUAUUGGAGAAGGGCAAAUAUGAGGCUGCGAAGCCGUACCGUCCGCCUACUGGAAACCGAUUCAGCUGA